UGCUGCAUGGGACUUGUGAACGGGUUUGCUCCCAACCGUGAAUCGGAAGGCAUUGCGUCAAGUGAUUUCACCAAUGCCGACAUCCCAGGAAAGAGGAUGAGGCAGGCUGUCAUGGAGAAAAACCCUUCACCUGGAGACCAUCUCGAGAAAGGUGGAGCGCUUAAAGAGAAGAAUGGAACAGCACAAUCAUUUCAAGCCUGUUUGGAAGGCAAAUGUGGACAUGGCGGGGAGAAUGAUGCCACCCAAGACCCCUCCUCUCCUGGGGACAGCCAUAAAGAGGCAGCUGACCCCCUGCUCUCUUCUCAUUCCUAUUUGCACAAGGAAGCUACAGAAACAGCCACUGAAGCCACAAAGAAAUUUUUUGUACGAGAUGAAGUUGUUAAGAGGAACACUAGAGCCUCUCAGAGAGCUUAUGAUAACAUCUAUGAAGAAUUAGCAUCCUUUUCUCAGGGCUACUACUUGAACGUAAAGAAAAACCAACUCUCUAAGGCCCUUGGCAUACUGGAGCUGUCCAUGAAUGCUGCUCCUGUUAAAAUAGCCCAUAAUCAUGUGGAUGGAAGUCAGUUCUCCUUCCCCGUGGAUGAAACUCUCUCCGAAAUAUCAAUCUCAGUCAAGACUUUGAGGCGUGAGAGAUUCAACUUUAACAUCUGGCAACCUUCAGGUGACCCAUUAGGAAAACCUCGUCUGAUGAUUGACACAAGCAAUCAAAAGUCGUGAAGGUAUCUCCUCUCCCUCAGCAAGGUCGGUGGACUGUGUCCGUGACCCCAAGGGGCUCUUAUGAGGUGGAGAUUAGAGGCAAGAGUUUGCUUGACUUCACAUACCAGAUAAUGCAGAAGCAGAACAACUACAUGCUUCCAAUUCAAGGACAGCCUAUGAAAGGAUCGAAUUAUACUAUCUCCAUAAAGAUGCUGGCAGCAGACAGAGGUACCCAGAUGCAGAAUCUGGUCAUUUCUGAUGGACUAGGAGGUCCUAUUCACUCCAUCGUUUUAAACCAGACAUCUGAUGCCCUUGGCAAUAUCUUGGCCUUUGCUCCGAUUCAACUGGAUUCAUUGUCUCCGGUGCUAAAAGUAGAAGGUCUGUCUCCCGGCAACCUGCCCUUCUCACGUCUCAACAUCAAUCCUAUCCAUGUGGCGUCAAUAAGGAUUCUACCCUUGGCAGGCCAAGAGAGUACAUUGUUGCCCGGUGGGAGCCUAGAAUUCUCUGCACAGGUGGUGAAUGAUGGAUCAGAUGCAAUGUUCACCUUUAAUGUCCGGGAUGACUUGGGCUUCAUGCAGAGCUUUAGACCUGUACAAGGUUUCCUGAGGAAAGGCGAGAGCACCACUCUGAUGGCAACGUUUGUGGCACCUGCCAAGGAUUCCAACUUUGCCUCAAGUCUUGCAACAUUUACAGCGAAAACCAGUUCAUCGCAAAACUACAUGACUCUGCUCCUCUCUGUCAUUCCCAAAACAGCCUUGGAAACUGAAGAAAACCCACCAGUCUAUCACUUUCUCCAAUUCUACAUGCCUUGUGGAGCUGACAGCCAGCAAAGACCCGACUGCUCUCAACACAUCUGGAACAUGACAUUUUCGGCUGAGGGGGCUGAAGGUGCUGCUGUUAGUGUCCAGAUCAGCCCAGAUCCCAGCGCUUUGUCCUGUCACUCAGAAGAAGAGGGUAGCAAUAAGAAGCUCACCUGUGAUUACAAGUCCAGCUGCUGUUCUCCUUUGGCAGAAGUCCUGAUCAGUGAUGAGAAUGGCAACGUGAACCAUUUCACCGUGGAUCACAACACACAGCCUCCCGCACCAGCCUUCAUCAGCAACUAGAUGUCCGGAAGGCUGAAUCUGUUAUGAGUACCAGGUUGUGCUCUGAGAGAUCGUCCAAUUUUCUUCAGUAGCAUUUUGAGUACUAUCCAACUGAUCAUCCAGCACUACAUCAAUAAUUGCUGUAUCUUGUCCAUCCAUCUGGUUUUCCUGAUAAACAUCUGGACUGGUUCAUCUAUCCUUCUCCCGUGCCGCAUGAGAUUAUAUUUCUGCUGUUGUUGCUCAGGUGAUCAUUUGCCUCCAGCAUUUUCUCAUAUCGCUGCUGUUGACCUGGAGGUGCCUGCUUACUUUAACUGGAAAGCUGAAAUGACCUUCACACUUUAGGUGACCUUGAAGGGACUAUAUAUACUUUUAGCAUCUACACCCAAGUUCUUUGCUCAUUCUUCCCAUCUCCACUCUGCCAGAGUAAAGCAACAUAGCAGGAUUCGAGGGUGUCGAGAAAUGACAUGUUUUUUUCAUGCACAAAGGGCCUCUGUCCCUUUCUUUCUCCCUCCCCUGGCAGACCUGCCAAGUCACAAGUAGAUCCUGAAAUAUGGUUGGUUUUGUUUCUAGGU
Thamnophis elegans (Western terrestrial garter snake) is the source of this 2350-nucleotide messenger RNA. RefSeq lists its product as uncharacterized. Lineage: Eukaryota; Metazoa; Chordata; Lepidosauria; Squamata; Natricidae. The transcript is spliced from 11 exons. The record is from RefSeq and is a predicted model, not a curated record. The coding region runs from base 828 to 1799 and encodes 323 amino acids.